Molecule: messenger RNA, 2127 nt
Organism: Nakaseomyces glabratus
Lineage: Eukaryota; Fungi; Ascomycota; Saccharomycetes; Saccharomycetales; Saccharomycetaceae
Gene: HPR1
Product: Hpr1p
Source: RefSeq, a predicted model, not a curated record
AUGGAAACGAUAAUUGACAAGGAAUCAGAGCGUUUGCUGUCCCUUUUUAGUCAUAUUGCUGAGAAAUGCAAUGAUGCGCUUACUGCACCAAUUGCUCAAGGACAAUUCGAUCCUGAAGAUCUGAAAUGGAGUUCAUUGAUAACAUUAUCUGAUAGUUUUGAUAAAACAGAUGUAGAGUUGAUUAAGGAAGUCGUAUUGAAAAGGGUUGUUGAAAAACUAUUGCCUGUAGAAGAACAAGAAGGUGACGAAGAUGAUACCAUAGAAGCGGCACAGAAGAAUGAGCACUCUAAAUUAACGGAAAACUUAAAAGUAUGUUCUGUAUUAUUGGAUUUUUGUUUCCAUAUGAGACAGUUUAUGAGUGACACUUCUCAGUGUUCUCUGGUAUACUAUGAGUUAUUUGCUACCGUUGUUGAAAUGCUUAACUGGCCUGAUGAUGUUUGCCUAUUCUGGGAUUAUGUAGAGAGUAGAAUCAAUUGGUUUAAAUUGGGAAAUACAUUGAAAGAUGAUAAUUCAGGAGAGACAACUUUGAUUAGUUAUAAGCAGCCACUAUUUGAAAAGCUAAGAAGAUGGAAUACUUCCUUAAUGGAAUUAUCAUACCGCACACAUUCAAACACACCAGUCAUGAAUGAAGUGAAACAGAAAUGGUUGUCCUUUUUAUCAGACUUAUUGCCAAUACAAGAGGAAUCAAACUUUAAUAGAACAGGUUCCAUUGCUAAGUUGUCGAAUAGUACCACGAAUUGGAAUAUUUAUCAAACGACAGAAAAUUAUAGAGGACAGUCCAAAGAAGAGAGUUUUUUUUCUGACAUAAAGCUUGUCUAUCAGAACUUUAUUUACGCACCUUUGGAGUUUCUAUCGUCUUCAUUGGACCAUAAAAUUAAAAUUGAUAAAGUAAUUUCAACCAUAAUUGACAAUAUUUUGGAAUUAGAGGAAGUUUUUUAUAAUAAAAUAAAAAAGGAGCUCAAAGAGAUUAAUAUUAUUAAUAACAAGCUGAACCCUGACUAUUUCAUUCCUUCUAAACCACAAGAGGGCCUACCUGAAUAUUUGAGAACUAGCAAAUUGUUUGAAGAACUUAACUCAUCUUCGAUGUCUGAAUUUCAAUCUAUUUAUGAUAAAAUUAAACAUUUACCCGUACCGAAUCCCCUAGACAUGUCAACUACAGAUGAAUAUUCUUUAUUUGAUCAAUUUAUGACACUGGAGAAUGAUAUUUUCAGAAAGCAAUUUAUGAUCCAAGUUUAUUUCACCAGCUAUAUUAUUACACAAUUGAUUGAAUCAGAUGAGGUAAGGGACUUCUUUAAUACAAAUAUCUCAAAGGUCAAAGCAGCUCAUAGUAUCUCAUUUGAUGAUAUGGAAAAACAAAAUAUAAAGAAAGCAUCAACAUUCACCAAGCAUCUCAUGGUCAAUAGAAUUAAAAGGUUUUACGGUAAUAAAGAUAAGAAGUUUUUGGAUAUGAUAGAGAGUUUAGAAUUAUCUGAAAGUUGCUUUCACAAAUUAAAAAUGAAUGGUUUCAAACAAUUUAAUGAUUUUCACAUCACAGAGGAAGAUAUUGUAGUACCAGACAUUGAUAAAUCUUUUAAGAAGUUUGGUUUUGUGAAAAUGGGUAACAAACAAAUAAAUAAUGUAUGGAAAAUUGAGACAGGAAUAUCAAAUAUCAAAGAAGUUAAACUAGUACCACAUGAGGUUCUGGAAAAACUACAAGAUAAAUAUGCACAAUCGGAAGGAAAUGAAAUUGAUAUUGUAAAAAGUUGGCAAUCAUUAAGGUUGUUGAGAGGGCCUUAUCUCUUCAAAUUAAGCGGUAUUAAUGAAGAAAAGGGUUUAAAAGGACUAUUUGAAGAAAGUAAUCAAUCCUAUUUCCAGGAUAAGUAUAGUGACUGGAAAAAAAAAUCGAUUGAAGUGUUUAAUGAGCCACAUAAAUUAUUACUGGCUAAAGCAAGAGAUUAUAAACAAAGUAAACUGAACGGUAAACGAGAAAAUUUAGAAGAGGAAAGCAACUCUAACAAAAAGGUAAAAUUAAGUAACGAUAAUAACAUAGAUGCCGACAAUAAUGAAAAUGAAAACCCUUCACAAGAAAGAAGUUUGUCUAAUACUCAAAAAGGUAGAGAAAGUGAUGAUUUAGUGUCUAAGUUAUAG